AUCGUGCAUGCGCGGGGAACGCACUGUCUAUUCUAUUUUGCUGCAUUCCCUAGAAUUUUCUACACUUACAAAAUGGGAUAUAUAAAUAUACAUAUAUACAUAUAUGUAUACUUGUUUGAGAGAAUGAGAGAGAGAAAGAGCAAAGCAUGUAGAAAAUAAAUAUAAAAAAUGCAAACAAAAUGACACAGCCUUACUAUUGAUAAAGAAGUGACACUCCUUUGCUCACACGCUGCUUGAACACAGAAUACGCUGAUUGGUCAAUCGCAUUUAGUGUAAUGAAUAUAUCUAAAGUACCACUGGUCGAUGUGAGUGAUUGUGUAAGCGGUGCUAACAUUUUUGAAGCGUUGAUUGUGCAACAGCAGUGAGCAAUAGCAAUAUUUCUAUUAUAUACAUGAUGUAAAAGUGGAAAAUUUGGCUUAAACAAAAUAAAGAUUCGUUCAAAUAGUCGGAAAUUUUUUUCAUACUUGAUUUUUGAGAAAAUCUUUGAGGAUCAUCCGUCUAUGGUACGUGUGCAUUCGGAUUUAACGAGACUUAGGAUAUUAUAUAUUCUUGAAGUUAUCCGGUUACCAUGGCGAUAGAAAGCGAUAACAAUUCUCUCUUCUUCGAAUAAUAUUGAGAGGAAUUAAAGGACAAGCGCAAAAAACACACGAAACAAAAACAGAACGAUAUAUACCAUUAUAUUAUUACAAUUAUUGCAAGAGAAAAUAAUGGCAAAUGACGUUCUCAGCAAUGGUCGUUUACAGGAAAAUACAGUUGUACAACGGACGAGAAACGACAGAAGCAAAAGAGCUCCGGAUAUAGCAGCUAUAGAGAAUCGCAAUUGGCUAUUACAUCGACAUUAUACGAGACACGAGUACAGUGCUUGCAAGGUACUAAUCGAACAAGAACUAAUGAAAUCGGAUGGUCACGAAUACGCCAGUUAUUUGAAGGGUUUAAUUCUCCGAAAAGAAGGCAAAAUUCAAGAUUCACUGGACUGCUUUCAAACCGCGUACAAUGUGAAUUCGACUAAUGUCGAUAACGUUAAACAGAUAGCGAAAUCGUUAUUAAUAAUGGGAAGUCAUAGGCGUGCGAUAGACGCAUAUACGGAAGCUGAAAAGAUAUCCGCUGUACCGGAUUGGGAAAUAUAUUAUGGUCUUGGCGAGGCUUACGUGAAAUUGAAUCAAUUACAAGAGGGCAAGAAGCAUUUCAAGAGAUCAACUGAAUUAACGAAAAGUGAGUUGCCCAAUCUUGCCCUUGCAAGACUUUAUCUUCUAGAUGAUAUGAUUCCAGAAGCCAGAAAUGCUUAUACAGCAGCUUUGAAUGCAAAUCCCGAAAGUAUUGAUGCAGCGACGGAAUUGGGUCUUUUGUAUCUAAAAAUUGGAGAUAUGCAACGGGCAUUUCAACAAUUUGGAGCGGCAUUAGCUUAUUCGCCUAAUUGCAUUAAGGCGAUUUUGCCCAUGGCUUAUAUAAUGCAGAAUCACCGAGAUUAUGAUGUAGCUUUAUCGAAAUAUAAAGUAGCAGCACAAAUUAUUCCGGAAUCUUCGGCGCUUUGGAAUAAUAUUGGAAUGUGUCUCUACGCAAAACAAAAAUACGUUGCUGCUAUUAGCUCGUUGAAACGAGCACAUUACUUAAGUCCAAUGUCCUGUGUCCCGUCGUGUAAUCUCGGAAUCGUUUUUCUCACCACUGGACAGCCUGCAUCCGCCGCGAUUUAUUUAUGCGCUGCGGUCAGCGCCGAACCAAAAAAUCCUACACCAUAUUUGUUAUUAGGUCUUUCUUUGAAACGUUUGGAUGAUCUGGAAGGUGCCGAGAAAUCCUUGACGAAAGCUCACGCUCUAGCUCCUCAGGAUCCACUGAUAUUGAUUAAUUAUGCCGUAGUUCUCGACGCUCGUGGUAAACAAACUAAUGCUGCUGAUAUCUUGACAGCGCUCAACGAUAUUAUGGCUGUCGUUGACGUCGAUAUGCAGAUAUCGCAAAUGGCAAAAAAGUUAUCAAAGAAAUUGCAACAUGAAAAAACAGAAUUAAAUACUAAUCAAGAGCCGCCAGCUGAAAAGAGUGAAGAACAACAAUUGAGCGCUGAUGAAGUUUAAAAAGCACAUUUUUCUCUCUCACUCUCUCUCCACAAACUGAGAGGAUAUCCAUAUUAUAUCUAUAUAAAUUUUAAACAAAAUUUAAUAAAAUAGUAUUUGUUGAAACAUUA
Messenger RNA from Cataglyphis hispanica, 2176 nucleotides. RefSeq names its product Bardet-Biedl syndrome 4 protein homolog (gene BBS4). Gene Ontology annotation, cellular component: ciliary basal body. Bases 708 to 2066 code for a protein of 452 amino acids. The transcript has 10 exons. Lineage: Eukaryota; Metazoa; Arthropoda; Insecta; Hymenoptera; Formicidae. The record is from RefSeq and is a predicted model, not a curated record. Gene Ontology annotation, biological process: cilium assembly; protein localization to cilium. Gene Ontology annotation, molecular function: protein binding.